AACAAAAGCAGAUUUCUCGUAACCCUAAGGCCCAGGUUGUUCAACGAUUAUCGAAAGCAAUAGAAUUGCUGAAGGAAAAGUUUGGAAGAGGUCAUGUGGUUUUUACUUGCAAAUAUUACGGCAGCUACGCGCUUUGCUUGGAAUUGGCUAAACUCGGAACCUAUUGCUCGGGGUUUUUAGAUAAAAAUUGUUUUGGGAAUAGCAAAGAAUUGGUACUACAAAAUUUAGAACAAUAUCAAUUUGAAACCAGAUAUGCUGGCUAUGUAAUGAUGGGCAAGAGUCGAAGACUCCGGAAAAAUGUAUAUUUUUAUAGUUCCGACUGUCUCGCUAUUUACCGUAAUGAAAUGAUCAUGAGCCAUCAGCUGAAAUUAGUGAAAGAGAUCAACUGGCAAUUAGGCACUCCCGUGGAAAUGCGUGCGGCUAUGCUGGACUACCAAUUACCUUUGGAACGCACGGAAAUCAAGUGGGACAGACGGUUGAUGAUCUAUGUCAUACACCUGGUUUUACUCAACGCUUACUUACUCUAUCAAAGCCAUAAUCAAAACAAUCGGUCUACGAAUAAACUGCCGAUGUUUUUCAAACAGUUUCGGCAAGGAAUUAUUGCGUCGCUAGUACAUCCAGAUGAAAGUGGAAAUAUUGACAAGAAAAGUCCUGCAAAUGAAAAUCUGAUAGAUACUGCCACAACAAUAAACAACUCAGAGUGCGAUCCAAAUCUGCAUAUACCGAGUCAACUGGAUUUAAAAAAAGCAACACACCGUCCAAUGGAAAUACCAUGUUCCAAGGGAAAAUUAGUAAAGAAGCGUUGUAGAAUUUGUUUUAAGACAGGUCUUUUGAUUUUUUCACAAUUUUGUUGUGCUGAAUGCCCCGGCAUGCCGGGACUGUGCGAAAAGCCUUGUUUCAAAUUAUGGCAUGAAUAUAUUGAAUGAAAAUGGCUACCGUGUGUGAAGAGUUGUGCAAGAGAGAGGAUACAAAUUAAUAAAUCGCUAUAAAUUAUCUAUUUGGUAAAAGUUUAAAUUUUUUCAAUUUAAUAC
Molecule: messenger RNA, 1031 nt
Organism: Rhagoletis zephyria (snowberry fruit fly)
Lineage: Eukaryota; Metazoa; Arthropoda; Insecta; Diptera; Tephritidae
Source: RefSeq, a predicted model, not a curated record